ACGUUCCAGUCACUUCCGGGCAGAUCAUAGGCCAGUGUCAGGAGGCAGAUAGCACAAUUAAAUCGUAACAUCCGUUCAAUUUUAUGUAUUUUAAAUGUUUUAGAAUUGUAUAUACGUUUAAGGGGCAUAAUAGGGUGUGUGUUUCAGCGUCUUACAGAGCCAGUUAAAGUGAACCGUUCAGAGAUGUGCCAUUUGCUCAACAUGCGUACAAUAAGUGGUGGGGCAGUUCCUAGAGUGAGCCAGCUGAGAAAGGAGUAGUCACUACAGACUGCUGUGUCAUUUAUUAAGGGAGGGACCUGAUUAAAACAUGAAAUGUCGAAAGUCCACCCUGUUGGAGCUAAGACUGCAAAGACUUGUGUACAUUAUAGCAAUAUGAAGUUUUUCCAUUUUCAGCACUUCAGAAAUUCUGGGAAAACCCCUAGGUUAUGGUACAGAGAAGUACAGGGGGUGGACAAAAUAACGGAAACACCACAUGAAAAAAGAGUUUAACUUUGAAGUAACUAAAUCACAACUACAAAUGCAGCUGCAAAGAUCAAGACAGUUCCUGCUGAUCCAGCGCUGUGAAAGCUGUAGCGAUUCGUUGUGCCUGGGGAAUUUUUAAAGUUUUCAUCCGUUCCGAAAAUGAAACUAAAGGAAGACAUCAAUCCUCUGCUUUUACAAGUAUUGCGCUCCAUCAUAUGGGUUUACUCCGUUAUAACGUUUUUACCAUGGUACCUUCUCUCUGGGGCCAGCCAGAAUCUGGAACGAGCAAAGAGAGUCAAAGCAAGACCUGUGAAUAACCAGCCCGGAGGACCCUACCGCUCAGUGAACAGUAUGAGCUGCCUGGCCUCUUCCCUGUACCCUGGCUGUGACACUCUGGACAAAGUGUUUGAAUAUGCCAAAAACAAGUUCUCCACCAAUCACUGCUUGGGAACUCGCGAGUUGCUUAGUGAGGAAGAUGAGGUCCAGCCAAAUGGGAAAGUGUUUAAAAAGGUCAUUCUUGGCGAGUAUAGGUGGCUGUCCUACAAGGAGACCCAUCUUGCAGCCGCCCGGUUUGGUAGUGGUCUAGCCGCCUUGGGUCAGAAGCCAAAGUCCACCAUCGCCAUUUUCUGCGAGACGAGAGCGGAGUGGCUGAUAACCGCACAGGCCUGCUUCAUGUACAACUUUCCCCUUGUCACCUUGUAUGCCACGCUUGGAGGGCCUGCUAUUGUUCAUGGGUUAAAUGAAACAGAAGUCACCCAUAUCAUCACCAGUAAGGACCUCCUUCAAAGCAGAUUGAAGGCAAUCUUACUUGAGGUUCCAAGGCUUCAACACAUUAUUAUUGUUGAUGAUAAAUCAAGUACGUGGAUAGAUUACCCCCGAGGUAUAACCAUUCACAAUAUGGCAGAAGUGCAAGCUUUGGGAUCCAAAGAGGAGAACAUGUCGAAGCCGCGCUGCCAGCCUGCCCCCUCUGACAUUGCCGUCAUCAUGUACACGAGUGGAUCCACAGGGAUUCCGAAGGGGGUGAUGAUCUCCCACAGCAAUCUGAUUGCUGGGAUAACGGGGAUGGCUGAAAGAAUCCCUGACCUUGGUGAGAAUGACACGUACAUUGGGUACCUUCCACUGGCCCAUGUGUUGGAACUCAGUGCUGAGCUGGUCUGUGUGUCCCAUGGCUGUCGAAUUGGGUAUUCAUCCCCACAGACGUUAGCAGAUCAGUCUACAAAAAUCAAGAAAGGAAGCAAAGGAGACACCAGUGUACUGAAGCCAACGCUGAUGGCAGCUGUGCCAGAAAUCAUGGACCGCAUCUACAAAAAUGUUAUGAGAAAAGUAGAGGAGAUGAAUAGCGUACAGCGAACUCUGUUUGUCUUGGCCUACAAUUAUAAAAUGGAGCAGAUUUCCAAAGGCUACAGCACUCCGCUCUGUGACAGUUUUGUCUUCCGAAAAGUGAGGUCCUUGCUGGGGGGCAGGACCCGAGUUCUCCUUUCUGGGGGCGCCCCCCUGUCCGCCGCCACCCAGCGGUUCAUGAACAUCUGCUUCUGCUGCCCGGUGGGACAGGGCUACGGGCUCACGGAGACCUGCGGCGCGGGCACGAUCAGUGAAAUGUGGGACUACAGUACAGGCCGUGUAGGAGCUCCACUGGUGUGCUCUGAAAUCAAACUAAAGAGCUGGGAAGAGGGGGGCUAUUAUUGCACUGACAAACCAAACCCAAGAGGGGAGAUUCUCGUUGGUGGACCUAAUGUCACAAUGGGAUACUAUAAGAAUGAAGCCAAAAAUAAAGAUGAUUUUUUUGUGGAUGAAAAAGGACAACGAUGGUUUUGCACGGGAGACAUAGGAGAAUUUCACCCAGAUGGAUGCCUUAAAAUUAUUGACCGAAAGAAGGACUUGGUAAAACUUCAAGCAGGAGAAUACGUCUCUCUUGGAAAAGUAGAAGCUGUUUUGAAGAACUGCCCAUUAAUAGAUAACAUUUGUGCAUAUGCCAACAGCGAUCAGUCCUAUGUGAUUGGCUUUGUGGUACCCAAUCAGAAGCAGCUAAUGGCACUUGCAGAACAUAAGAAAGUAGGAGGAACAUGGGAGGAGAUUUGCAAUAACUCAGAGAUGGAAAAGGAGGUCUUAAGAGUUAUGGCUGAAGCUGCUAGCGGAGCCAAAUUGGAGAAGUUUGAAAUUCCAAUGAAAAUUCGCCUGAGUGCUGAGCCUUGGACGCCCGAGACUGGCCUGGUCACAGAUGCCUUCAAACUGAAAAGAAAAGAGCUCAAGACUCACUACCAAGAUGACAUUGAGCGGAUGUAUGGUGGAAAAUAACUGCCUAAAGUUUUACCCUGCAGUGACAAGCUCAGAUCAAACAGGAAUUUACUUGAAUCGCCUUCCUUCACUUGAGACCAAAAACAAGGGCAGUGUUUCAAUUUUUCCUCAUCAGAUACAUCAGAUACAUCACACAGGAUUUUCAUACAGAACCUUCAGAGAAAACAGAUUCAAACACUCUUGGGUGGGCAGGUUCAAGGCAUAAUUGGUCCCAAGAAUUUGAAAAGGAGCUGUCAUGUCUGCAUUUGCCCCACGAAACGAUUUCCACAGCCGUCAUUGUUGUAGGACAUGAAAUUGGAUCACGUGCGACAUAUAGUGCAAUCUGUAAAGUCUUUGGGUGCUGGUUAUUAGCAGGGGUGAAUUAUACAUUAGGUUUUAGCUCAUUUUGAACCCCUCCCUGAAUGUCUGUUUGAACAUCAGUAUUUUAGCCAUGAGAUCGAAUGCUGAUAUUCUUUUUAUUUAAAAAAAAAACAGAUAAAUGUUUCUUUGUGUUGUGGGUUUGUGUGUCCAAAAUAAUGUCUCCAGGUUUUAUGGUUUACUAUCUUAAAAAAUCAACAUAAUGUUUUUUUUACCCUAAUGUUUCAUGUGCCUAAAGCAAAGAAUUACCCUAUAGUAUACCUGUAAUGUAGGUAUUAGCUGAAUUGGUUUAUGUUGCAUUGAUGUGAAAACUAAGCAAGAUUGAAUGCAUAAUGCAAUAGUGAUGGGUUUAAGUAAAAUAUUAAAUGUACUUCAUAUAAGUUAUUUGGCAACAAAUACCUCAUACAAUUUCAGUAUCUAUUGUCCAGAAACUAUUGUUAGUUGCCUCUUAAAUAUUUUCAAUAUUUGAUUAUUCUUGCAUAAGCUGGUCUUAUUUCCACAAAAUCCACCUAGCCUGCAGGACAGGAAACAACUGGGAAACAAAAUCCUGUGUUCAUUGGUAUGAUUUAGUUUUCAAACUUUCUAACCUAAUCAGGUACUAACCCAGUUCCCUGAGGUAUACGUUACAAAAGAUUGGUCCCUUAGAAAAUGUGAAAUUGUAAGAUCUUUAAAAUCAGUUUUGCUUGUUACAGAUUUCCAAAAACUUAACCCAUCACCACACAUGGAUGACCAUAAUAAUUAUAAGGAGAUCUGAGGGAAAGCAGAUACCUAGCAUAUAUGUUAAAUGCUUGUCACACAGAAACGAUCUUAAGGCAUUAUUCUGUAAUACAUCAACAUUUAAGAAAACAGUCUGUGCUUGUAAUACACUUAAGUUUUGUAAUCUUCUGAUCCAAUAGGAAUAUAAGCUGAAUGUGCAAUAUAUACCAUUUCUUCAUUCUGAAAUGGACACAUAUUUCCCCACAGUGCAUGAAUGUUUACUUGGCAAGUUUUUGAAAAGGAAAUGUGCAAAAUGAUAUGCUUAGCACUCACAGGUUUAAACUAUUUAUUGCAACUGUUUUCAUUCUGUGUUUGUAACAAUAAUAAAAGGUAUCAUUUGUACUUUG
Molecule: messenger RNA, 4217 nt
Organism: Lepisosteus oculatus (spotted gar)
Lineage: Eukaryota; Metazoa; Chordata; Actinopteri; Semionotiformes; Lepisosteidae
Source: RefSeq, a predicted model, not a curated record